AUGGCUCUGCUCUUAAGCCUGUCUUGUGCUGAGGAUGAGAUAGCAGCUUUAUCCUGCCCAGAGUACCAAGAGGGCUUUGACGGCUCCUGUUAUGAGUUUGUGGGUCUACAGCAUUCCUUCAUCAGUGCACAGGGUUGGUGUGAGCGGGAUGGCGGACACCUGGCCUUCAUUCUAAAUAUCGAUACACAGCAGUUCCUACAGAGGCACCUGCAGCCAGAGCAGGACUGGUGGCUGGGUCUGGCACCUGCCUCCCCGAACCUAACACUGGACUCUGCUGUUGCUGAAGGUCCUCUCUCCUGGCUUGAUGGCUCUGAUGUCAGCUACUCUAACUGGGUGAACGACCCUGGUCCAGGGGCUGGCUGUGGUCACAUACUGAGGAGCUCAGGGUUUCAGUGGGAGGCAACAAGCAACUGUAGCCAGGAGCUACACUUCAUCUGCCAAUUUGGUCAGAAAAACAUCAUCAUUCAGGAGCCCAUCGGGGAGUUUGGUGUCAUCAAAUGCUAUAGCAUGAACCUCCCAACAGAUAGCGCAAACUGCAAGGCCCUGUACGGAAGCCCCCUUCAAAUCCAGGUUGAAGUAGAAGCAGGUACAAAUGUGACCUACAAAAUCCACAGUGGUGAGAUGUUGGUGGCCAAUUCAUCAGCAGUCAGAGGAAUCGUCCCCCACAACAUCACAGUGGGACCAGAGGUGGAGCAACAGCUGGGCUCUGGCUGCCAUCAGCUGACCCUGCAUGCCUCUAACGGGGUCUCAUCCUUGGGUGUGUCCACUGAGCUGCAGGUGUGUCUGCUGGAGCCUGUGGAGGGCCUCCUGGGAUCAGUGAUGGCUGAGGAGGGAGAGUGUCCAGACUCAGACCUUUAUGUUAGAGUCUCCCUGGAUCGGGGAGCCCCGGUGCAGCUUCUCUUCCAGGUGUCUGGAGCCAACGACAGCAUCUCUGAGACCAGAGACAUGCAAAACAGCAGCAUGCAGGUUUACAAUAUCUCAACCACUAUCCAAGGAUAUUUGCAAGUGAAAGUCAGGGCCUGGAAUGUCUUCUCACAGAUGGAUGUGGAUGUGGGGAACACAACAGCAGUUUGUCACAACAGUUCAGACCUCAGGCGGGAUGACUAUGUAAACGCAAAACUGCCAGUCAAGACACUGAAAGCGUCAAACUUGAGUUACUAUGUAACAAAAUGUGAAUCCAAUGUUCUUAAGAUUAUCUAUUUUAUGCUAAAAACGUACCUAUAUUCUUUCAGUUGCCUUGAUAAUUGUAAAACAGUGGAUGUAAAAAAAGAUGUAAAAUUAAAACUGGACUGUAACUCCAAUUGCCCUGAGGUAAUUUGGCAUAUUGAGGACCCAAAACCUUCAACAGGUGCCCUGCAAAACUGUUACAACAACGCAGGGAAAAAGCCACUUAAGGAGAGAAAAGAUCAGGACGGUCAGAAAGAGUACAAAGUCAGCAAAAACUAUCUGAAAGAAGCUUCCGAUGGGUUUCAGAAUAUCAAUGUGAUAGUUUAUGGUAAACAUCUGCGCUGCAGUUCUGUAAAUAAAGUAACGUUAAUCUUCCUACCUCUUGGAGAGAUAAGCAGCAACUACAAGCUCUCGGUAGUGGUGACUGUUACAGAAUUUAACACAAAGACCCGUGGAAGUACCACAUUCACCACUCAGGUGUGGCCAGCCAAGUCCGGUACUCCAGUGCAGGAGCUCCAAUCUGCAGUGGCGGACACAGUGGCUAAUCUAGGGCAGCAGGGGAUGCUCUCUGGAGAGACCCUUGGACAGAUGUUCAAGUCUGUGUCGGACAUGCUGAAUAAGGAUUCCAGUGAGGAAAAGAAUAACAGGAUGAAGCUGCGAGAACAGAUGCUGAUGAAUAUAACUGAAGCACUGGAGAACACCUCCAGCAGCACUCCUCAGAAUGUGCAGCUGAUGGCCAGAGCUGUGGCAGGACUCACCAUGCGGGAUGAUGAGCUUAGUCCCAAUGCUCAGCUUGAAGCUAGCUUCCUGGUGGCAAACCUCAGCUCUUCCCUCCUCUCCAUGAAUGUCAGUGAGCAUGGUGGAGAAGAGAUGGUGCAGGCAGCUACACCAAUUGUAGAGGCAGCCAGCAAUAUCCUGGGAGUCUCUUCAAAUGUGAGCACAUAUUUACCUUCACUUAGUCUAAUGACAGUAAUGAAGCAGCCUUACUGAACAGUUUGUCUUUCACAGAGAGAAGUCUCUAAUUUACUUCUCAAGGGCAUGGACAAUGUGCAGAGUGCACUGUUGAAUGGGAAGAAGGUUGAUGAAGCUCCUGUGAUUGUCAACAGCUCUCAGAUCACUGUGUUUGUGAACAGAGUGUCAACAGAAACUAUCCAGAUGCAGUCUAUAAGCAACCCAAUAAGCUCCUCUGCAAGCUUUUCCUUCCCUCACCUGGGUGCUGAUGUCCUUUCUCCAGAGGAACCAGUGGAUGUGCGAAUGCUGAGUUUGAAGAAGAACCCAUUUUCAUGGAGCGAGGAGAACAAUAUUACUGGCACUGUAGGGUCUGUCUCCCUGACCAGAGGAAAUGGUUCUGUCAUCCCCAUAGAGAACCUAUCUGAGGAGAUUGAGAUAUUCUUGCCAAGGCCUGAAGGAGGGCAAGCAAACAGCACAAUACUGUACUUGGGAAACCACAGCACACUGAAGAUCGACGUCCCUUCACCUAAUGUAACACUGGUGCUGAAGAUAAAGCCAUCGAAGGACAUAACCUUUCAACUGUUGUUGGGGUACAAAGACUACCCAAACGAUAAGCAAUACAUAGCCAAGACUCAGAUGCCUCACCAGAGCAACACACAAGAGGAGAGAUACACCUGGGUCCUGGGUCCCAAAGAUUUGACAGGAAAGGUUGGGGUGCACUACCUUGUGGUGAGGCCCAUUGUAGAAGCAGGGGUUAAAUCUGUCAAUGCCACUGUGACUGUCACCUCCAUUGCUUCCCAGUGCAAGUAUUGGAAUGAAACCAAAUCCACCUGGAGUGAAGAUGGCUGCAGGGUUGGUCCUUUAACCACGCCAUUGGCCACCCAGUGCUUAUGUACGCACUUGACCUUCUUCGGGAACUCUUUCUUUGUCAUGCCCAACCUCGUAGACGUGUCACGUACGGCUGAGCUCUUUGCCACCUUCGCCCAAAAUCCUGUGGUGGUGUGCUUUAUUGGUUCCAUCUUUGUUGCUUACGUAUUGGUGGUCAUAUGGGCACGCAGGAAGGACAUCCAGGACACAACCAAGGUGAAGGUGACAGUGCUGGAAGAUAAUGACCCCUUGGCUGAAUACUGUUACAUGCUGAAUAUCAGCACUGGGCAUCGGCGUGGUGCGUCCACCUCCUCUCAGGUUACUGUGACUCUGCUGGGCACGGAGGGAGAGAGUGAGCCACACCACCUCACUGACCCUGACAAGCCUGUGUUUGAGAGUGGUGCAGUGGAUACGUUCCUGUUGACCACACCCUUCUCCCUGGGGGAGCUGCAGAGCAUCAGGCUGUGGCACGACAACUCAGGGGGGCACCCUGCCUGGUACAUAAACAAAGUUAUGGUGAAAGAUGUAGAGACAGGACAGAAGUGGCACUUCCUGUGUAACUCAUGGCUGGCCAUAGAUAUGAGUGAGUGCACUGUGGAUAAGGUUUUCCCUGUAGCCACGGAAAUGGAUUUGAAGAAAUUCAGUAAUCUGUUCUUCAUGAGGACGGCAAAGGAUUUUUGUGAUGGCCACAUCUGGUUUUCUGUGAUCAGCCGGCCUCCAACGAGCACCUUCACAUGUGUCCAGCGAGUCUCCUGCUGUUUCUCUCUGCUGCUCUGCACCAUGCUGACCAGCAUCAUAUUCUGGGGCAUCCCUACCGACCCCUCUGAGCAGACCAUGGACCUGGGUCAUAUCGAGUUCACCUGGCAGCAGCUGAUGAUUGGAGUUCAAAGUUCAAUCAUAACGUUUCCAAUUAAUCUCCUCAUUGUGGGUAUCUUCAGAAACACCCGCCCCCGAGAAAUGAAGCCUAGAAAGCCCAAGGCAGAGGUGUCCAAGCAGGGGAAGACUGGCAGAGUGUCUCCCUCACAGCCCCCCUCCCCACAGAGGGAGAGAGAACUCACGCCAGACACAGUAAUCAAGGACAUAAAGAAUAUUGCCCAGUCACUCUCCAAGGCUAUGAAGAGCCCCAUUCCACGCCUGGAGUUAGAGAUGAAGCCUGGACAACAGACUGAUAUCAACACUCUGCUCUCUCUGGUGGAGGAUAUCAUCCGGCAACAGAACCGAGACGGUGGGGAGUUCUACACUGAUGCCUCCAAGAAAGAGGGAUCACUCAUUCUCUCAUUAGGGGCAGUCAAUCUGCAAGAGACCAGCCUGUGUGGGAGCCCUGAGAAGACUGGGGAUGGGAGCCAGAAAAGGAGCAACAACAGCCAGUAUCUGUACAGGCAGCUACGUCAUGUAGAGAAGGAGCUGAGCCUACUGGGACCCUCUCGCUUCCCCAACCCAGACAGCUACUGCCGGGCAGUGCAGCAGGUCCAGGGCAUGAAGGGGCUGCUGGAGUCUUCCAGCCUUGGAGGGGACCAGCUGGCUCGAAGCCCAGGCCAAGCAGAGAGCAGUGAUGGGGACAGUGGCAGUAAAAAGUGCUGUCAAGGCGGGCUUCCCUGGUGGUUUGUGUUUAUUGGCUGGAUACUGGUGUUAGCCACCAGCGGAGUAUCAGGAUACUUCACCAUGAUUUAUGGGCUGACCUAUGGGAAGGACCAAUCUAUAAGCUGGCUCAUCUCCAUGGCCGUGUCUUUCUUUCAGAGCCUCCUGAUCAUUCAGCCGCUGAAGGUGCUAGGUUUUGCAGCCUUCUUUACUCUCGUUCUGAAGAAAGUUGAUCAGGAGGAGUAUGGGGAUCCAAAAAUCGAGGGGGCACUCAGAAACCCAGAUGACCCUGAUGCAGUGUGGGCUGUCAGGAGGGAUAGCACAUGCAGCUUCUACCAGCCCCCUCCUCCCAUAGACAUCGAGAGGAUGAGGAACAACAUGAUCAAGGAGCAGAAGGUCUUCACCCUCAUCAAAGAGAUUCUCACCUACAUGGGGUUCAUGUGGAUGUUGCUCCUGGUGGCGUAUGGUCAGAGGGACCCUAACGCUUACUUCCUGACUCAGCACAUUCGGCAGAGCUUCAGCCAAGGGAUCUCAGACAGCAUGAGCCACGGAAAUGUGUUCACCUGGGCAAAUACCUCUCUUCUCAGCAACCUCUUUGGAGAGUACCCAGGUUUCAUCACAGAUGGGAACUCCAAACUGGUUGGUAAUGCCCGUCUUCGCCAGGUGAGGGUGCAGAAGAACUCCUGCCGCAUCGCCCGCUCCAUGCGCCAGUCUGUUCCUGACUGUCAUGCUCCAUACUCAUGGGAGGUGGAGGACAUGGGCUCCUAUGGGCCAGGCUGGAACCGCUCGGGGAGUGAAAACACCUCAAAGACCCUCCGCAGCCCCUGGCAAUACCAAACCCAGGCCCGACUCAGAGCCCAACCCAUCUGGGGUCGUGUGGUUCUCUACAGGGGAGGGGGGUUUGUGGUGGACCUGGGCCCUGACUCACAGAAUGCUAGCAGUACCCUUCAGUAUCUGUUUGACAACACCUGGCUUGAUAUGUUCACCCGGGCAGUCUUUGUAGAGUUCACCGUGUACAAUGCCAAUGUCAACCUCUUCUGCAUUGUCACACUCAUGCUGGAGACCACAGCUGUAGGAGCGUUCCAGUUUCACAGUGAGCUGCAGAGUGUCCGACUGUACCAGUCCACCGGUGGACUCCACAUCUUUGUCAUGGCCUCUGAGGUCAUCUAUUUCCUCUUUAUCCUCUACUACAUGUUUGUUCAGGGAAAGCUGAUGAAGCAGCAGAAGUGGGCUUACUUCAAGACAAAGUGGAACCUGCUGGAUUUGGCCAUCGUCCUCCUGAGCUGGAGCGCAUUGUCUGUCUUCAUCAAGAGGACCCUGUUAGGGAACCGGGACAUGGAGUACUACCACAACCAUAAAGAGCAGUUUGUCAGUUUCCGUGAGACAGCCACAGCGGAUGCAGUGCUGGGGUAUCUGAUCGCAUUCCUGGUGCUACUGGCUACAGUCAAACUGUGGCACCUGAUGAGGUUCAACCCCAAGCUACACAUGAUCACAGCCACACUGCAACGGGCCUGGACAGACAUAUCAGGCUUCCUCGUGGUCAUCACCAUUAUGUUCCUGGCCUAUUCUAUUACUUCUAAUCUGAUGUAUGGCUGGAAGCUGUACUCAUAUAGGACUUUCCUGGAUUCUGCUCUGACCAUGGUCAGCUUGCAACUGGGCAUCUUUAACUAUGACGAGGUUCUUGAUUACAACCCGGUGCUUGGUGCAUUCCUCAUCGGCUCCUGCAUUAUAUUCAUGACCUUUGUGGUUCUGAACCUGUUCAUCUCUGUCAUCCUGGUGGCGUUCACCCAAGAGAAAAUACAUCACAAGACAUCAGAGGAGGAGGAGAUAGUGGAUCUGAUGCUGAUGAAGCUCUGCAACUUGUUUGGGAUCAAAUGUAAGAAUGAGAAAGAAGAAAGUAACAGUCUCAAGGUGAAUGCCAACAAUGCCUCUGUUACUAAAAAAGAAGCCUCCACUAUAUCCUCAUAGAUGCUUAAUUCUCAGUAAAGAUCUGCCACUCUGUAUGAA
Molecule: messenger RNA, 6570 nt
Organism: Coregonus clupeaformis (lake whitefish)
Lineage: Eukaryota; Metazoa; Chordata; Actinopteri; Salmoniformes; Salmonidae
Gene: pkd1l2a
Product: polycystic kidney disease 1 like 2a
Exons: 35
Biological process (GO): detection of mechanical stimulus
Cellular component (GO): membrane
Molecular function (GO): protein binding; calcium channel activity; calcium ion binding
Source: RefSeq, a predicted model, not a curated record